AUGACAAUGACGCCGGAAAUACCCAGGACCAAUGCCGAGAAUGCUGAUUCCAAUGCUGCGCUGGAUAGCCCUGCAAAUGAAAAAAAGAUCAGCGGCAGCAGCCCUAAAUCUGCAAAACCUCCGGGGUCUCAAUCCAAAUUGACUUACAUCCAAAUGGUUACGGAUGCAAUCAUUGCCUUGAAAGAUAGGACAGGGUCGUCGCAGGUGGCAAUUAAAAAGUAUAUUCUUUCGAAGCAUCCUGAAAUGACUCCAGACAAACUCAAAACAAACCUGAACAAAGCUCUCAAGUCAGGUCUCAAGGUUAAUCGCUUUUUAAAAAACAAGGCGUCCUUCAAGAUUCAUCCUGAUUUCCGAAAACAAAUGAAGGCCAAGAAAUCAACAGCUAAGAUAAAAGUAAAGAACGAGAUCACGACAAAGCAAGGAGAAAACGAAGACCGACAGGCUGCCAAAGAGAAAGCUCGCUUAGAUCGAAUCCGCAAGCGAAAGUUUCCAUUAGAGGAUUGGAAACUUGUCGCCGAAGAUAAAGAACUCAAUGUUUCAGUGAAACUUCCUCGGCGACCCGCUUUUGCACUUUUGUUUCCCGAUGCAGCGGCAGCUUGCAAGACAGAUACCAGGAAUUCAGGAUUGAUGGAAGAUGUCUUUGUCGUUUAUCAUUUCUUCAGAGGAGACAUAGGCUGGGGUUUGGACGAAAGCAAACAGGUAGCCCCAUUCACGCUUCAACACCUACUUGAGUGUACACGCCAAAUAGUUCUGGGGUCCGCAAAACGAGCUCGGAUAAUUCCUCCCUUGGUCGUCCACCUCUUUACUGUUGCUUUGCAAAACCUGGCCCCUGAAGUUUUACAAGUUGCCCUUACUGCAGGUAGCUGGUCAGAAGUCCUGGUUCUCUACAUGGACGCAAUGGAGCGAUUCUGUGAGAUUAGUCAAUCUGAAAAUGUGGGUGAACUCACAGGUCACACAAUUGACGUGGACUACUUGUUCGGAGACAGCGAUGAGCAUAGGGACGGAGCACUUCCUGAGUCAACUUCGCAUGGCCCGUAUUAUUUCGACGCAAAGCUCGCAAAGAUUCAUUCGAAGUUGCUUUCUAACGAUCCUUGGAUGCUCAGCGCCGACGAACUGUUUUGCUUGCUCAGAGCUUUGGUUGAUGAUUUGGUUGCGAAUUCAUUGGACGUUGCCUUGGAAUUAGACGAUCGGCUUCAAACAACAACUGAGCUUCUUAAGAACAAGCGUAUUGCUGAUGCCAACUAUCGGAAGCUGCAAACCACUAGAAAUAGGGAACUACUUGAACAGAAGCAAGAAGAGAAAGAAAGAAUCGAAAACGGAAUCAAAGCGACGCGGAGUAAUACAAAGACUUGUUCAGUCAGCGAAGCUCAGUUGGACAGCGCGAAACGAAGCCAGCAAAAAGCUACAAGUCUCUAUGAAAAGGCGAUGCAACAAAAACGAAUUAGAACGCUGCCAAUCGGCUGUGAUCGUCAGCAUAAUGAGUAUUUCCACUUCCAUAACGAUCCUUCAAGGUUGUUUGUUAGAAAACGGGGGAAGACAAUACCCUCUACCUUCCCUUUCAAAUUACAGGAUUUAGAGAGCUUUCGAGGGACUUGGCAAUCUGUUGACGAGCGAUCAGUUCUCGAAGCUGUCAAGGAAUCUUUGGAUGUCCGUGGUGAACGUGAGCUUGGACUGAGUCGUGCUCUUGAACCUGUUUGCAAGAUGGUUUUUGACGAUAUCAAGGAAUCAUCUGAGAUUAAGCAACAGCAGAAGGGAAAGGAAGAGCUUGAGCGUAAGUUGGAGAAUGCCAAGCUCAAGUGUGAAUUUGGACGCAAGAGUGGACGGCUAGUCGCCCAGUCUGAAAAAGAGGUAUUUUCGUUACAAGCGGAGGUGGAUUCGCUUGAGCAUAAUAUUGGCAGCCAGAACAAGAUUGAAGAAGUUGAUGUAGAAGAAAUAACAGGUUUGAAUGCGCUUCGUUCAUUUGAUAAGUCUGGCACUGUCAGCAGGGCUUCCGACAUGCAUUCUAGUGAACCAGAGAACUACAGACCAAUCCAUGUUCAAUGCAGCAACUUAUGGUCCACUGGAGGGAAUAAUGGGACUGGCCUUGUUGGAUGCAUCAUCAGAGAUCUGUUGCAACUGGAAGAGCGCGUUGAAAGGUUGACAAGUGCUACAAGCAUCAAUCGCAGGACUCUGAUUUCAAAUCUUGAAAGUGCUUCUCAGGCCUGGCACGCAAAUAUCGUGUCAUCAGUUGAAAACAAUGUAAAAUCAUCCAGCGCUGGGGAAGAAAAGAAUGAUACAGCCAGCACAACUCCCCGUACUCAAGCACAAACGGCCACAUCCUUGUCUGCCAACCAAAUUCUAACCAUGCUCAAGCAACCUGUAUUGCUUCUAGAAGAUCGUGUGUUUCAGGUCUCGGGAUUAGCUGUUGCAUCACAGGAUGCCGAGGAUGCGGAUGAUAACAUGUCAACGAGCCCAGAAGGAUGCAAAGCUGAGGAACUGGGAUACGAAUGGAAACGAUUGGUGCAUCGCCUUGGUCGUAUUCCGGCAAAAGCCCAUUCAAGAAUUCGUCGCACUCUUGUAGAAGCAAUUUCAGCUGCAAGGAAGGGGCAAAAUGCUGCUGUGGUUGCGGAGCUCAGAGACGCGCUUCUUCAAUAUCAUCCUGGUGCGGCUGGAGCGUGCAAGGCAGCAGCACUUUCAGUCUUGGAACAACACGGCGGAUUCAUUGAAGAAGAUGAUUGUGAUAUCGAGGGAAUUGAAGAUUCUGAUACAAUGAAAACAGAAGCAACAGUGAACGACUUUGCUGCGGCCCUCAGUGCAGAAGCAGUAAUUCUGAGUAGUAGUCUCGAGGGAUGCGAAGAUGCAACUCGCGCGGACUGGAUAAACGCGGUAAAGAGAGCGAAGACUUUCUCCAAACUUGCGGCCUUGGCAGCUGGAUUCCAUACAAAGGCUUCGAAGUUGCUCAACAAAAUGGAAGAGGAACACGAUUCACUUAUGAAGGCCAUCAAAACAUGGGAGAAGGUCGCUGCGUCAAAAGGGCCCUUAAAGAAAGAUAUUGCAGAAUCUUCGGAAGUGUGGGCCGAAGUGAAGCACAAUGAUGAUUUCUGCCUAGCCAAAAUCCCCCCAUUCCCAUGGUGGCCUGCACGAAAAGUUACAGCAAAAGACAAACAUCUAGGCGACGCAUUGCGAAAUUUGGAUCGAUGCUUGGUGUCUUUGGUAGGCGAACUAGGGGGGCUUCGAGUUGUAAAAACUGGAAACAUCCGUUCUUUUUCUGACGAGUUUCCUGGUGACGAGGAUUUGACUUCAUACUCGAAAGAUGUUCAAGAUCAACUAGAUGAUUGCAUGAAGAUGGCACGCCGCAUAAUUCGAGGUCGAUCAAAGACAGGUUGA
Cylindrotheca closterium is the source of this 3366-nucleotide messenger RNA. Lineage: Eukaryota; Bacillariophyta; Bacillariophyceae; Bacillariales; Bacillariaceae. The record is from the annotation of a GenBank genome assembly.